Molecule: messenger RNA, 4023 nt
Organism: Micropterus salmoides (largemouth bass)
Lineage: Eukaryota; Metazoa; Chordata; Actinopteri; Centrarchiformes; Centrarchidae
Gene: zbtb40
Product: zinc finger and BTB domain containing 40
Exons: 12
Coding region: 160-2772 (870 amino acids)
Biological process (GO): regulation of transcription by RNA polymerase II
Cellular component (GO): nucleus
Molecular function (GO): RNA polymerase II cis-regulatory region sequence-specific DNA binding; DNA-binding transcription factor activity, RNA polymerase II-specific; protein binding
Source: RefSeq, a predicted model, not a curated record
CCCAUUUCGUUGCCGUACCGCCUGUCGCCAUUUUCAAAACGGCUAAGCUUUAUUGCGCACAUCAGAGUUGUUCAGCAAAGAAGUUUAAAUAAAGAGACGGAUCGUUUGAAUCAUUCAAGAGAGAGCAAAACAUCCUGCACCUCCAGACCGUCAAAGAAAAUGAUGGAGCUACCCAACUACAGCAGCCAGCUGAUGCAGCAGCUGUGGGCCUUGAGGAAGGAGGGCCACUUCUGUGACUGCACCAUCCUGGUUGGAGACAGCCCUCACCGUGCACAUAAACUGGUGCUGGCUGCCUCCAGCAUGCUUUUCAGGUCUCUCCUGGAUGGCUCCGACACUAUCUCCAUCGAUACAGCCCUGGUUUCCUCACAGGAGUUUGGCUGUCUGCUGGACAUGGUCUACACUGGCAAGCUGCCUCUAGGCAAACACAACGUCAGCCGCAUUGCCGCCGCUGCAGACAGCCUGCAGAUGUUCGACGUCGCUGUCGGCUUCAAAAAUGUCCUCACCAGUCUUGUAAACCAGCAACCCCCGGUCCCAGUCCUUUCUACACAGACCGCAAGCCUCGCCGUGAUCAACAAAGCUCAGGCUGUGAACCCUGGAGGUUCAGCUUCACCCAACAAGGGUGACUCGAUUUCACACAAGACAGAGCUACAGGCUGAGCUGAAGAAGCAAGACUGUCUGGGCGCAGGUGAAGACACAGAGGAACCAGCAUGUAAAAGAGCCUGCGUGGAGCUCUCGGAGUCCUCAGGUUCUGACUGCACCCCAUCUGUCACAGAGCCUGAAGAAGCCACAACCGCAGAAAGCGUAGUGGAAGGAAACAAGACUGCAGCUAAGGUAUCCAAUGGGCCUGCCAUUGGUCUGCAUUCCUCUCAGCUUGUGGAGCUCCUCUCCAACAUGUCAUCGGUCCUGGAGCUGCUGAGCCAGGCAGCACAGAGCAGCCUGGAUGAACAGGAGAGACAGGUUGUGUGUCAGUGCUGUGAGGAGGCAGAUCCCAGCUCGGCGCUGGAGAAACUGAUGAGCAGGGUGAAGGAGGGGCAGCUCAGUGAGGGAGGGCUCCUCAGGCUUCUCCGGACUGUUCAACAGAAAGCUCCUUCCUCCUUCCCGACACCACUGCUGUCUCUGGUGGAGGAGACGGAGGGGAACACACAGGAGCCGGAAGGAAACCAAACUGGAGUUGACUCAGGAAAACAGAACGGCACCAGAAGUGAAGAACAGCAAGAGGGAGAGGAAGAAAACAUUAAGGAGGAGACAGAAGAGGACGAGAAAGUCAUUAACAAUACUGUAUGCACAGACUCUUCCUCCCCUCCUCCUCCCUCCUCCUCCCCUUCCUCCCCCUCCAAGCCCUACUCGUGUCGCUGGUGUAAGAAGGGCUUUUCCUUCAAGUGUCGGAUGUCGGCCCACGCGAAGCGCUGCCCCAUGUCCCAGGAGUGUGAGCAGCAGUGCCCACAGUGCCCCGAGAAGCUGGCCAACCAGCGGGCCCUGCAGCGGCAUCGGGCGGAGGCUCACCGCAACACCACACGAGUGAAGAAGAAGGUGGCCUGUGACCUGUGUGGCCGGACCUUCGCCCACCCAUCAGGCAUGAUUUACCAUAAGCGUACCGAGCACUUUGAAGAGAAACCGUUUGCGUGUGAGGACUGCGGCGCCAAGUUUGGCGCCAACUCGUCUCUGAAGAAUCACAUGAGGCUGCACACGGGAGAGAAACCGUACCGUUGCAAACACUGUGACAUGAGCUUCAGUGUGGCGGCUGCACUCGCAUACCACACCAAGAAGAAACACUCUGAGGGGAAGAUGUAUGUGUGUCAGUAUUGUAAGGCCAUCUUUGCCCAGUCCAUUGAACUGACGCGUCACGUGCGAACACACACCGGCGAUCGGCCUUAUGUGUGUCGAGAAUGUGGCAAAGGCUACAGCCAGGCCAGCGGGCUCACCGUCCACCUGCACAACUUCCACAAUUUGUCGGAGCCUCACGACUGUCAGAAGUGUUGUCUCAGCUUCUCCUCGUUGGAGGAGCAUCGCCAGCACAUCCAGGAGUUCCACCCAAAAGAGUUCCACAAGUGUCCCACCUGCAACAAGGUGUUCACCAGCGCCGUCCUGCUGGACAAACACAAGGGCACACACACUGGAACCAAGCCCUUCAGCUGUGACCUCUGCAACAAGUCUUACCAGCAACUGUCAGGCCUGUGGUAUCAUAACAGGACCAACCACCCUGACGUGUUUGCUAGCCACACCCGGCAGCUCAAGACCCUGGUCCAGUGUGACGUCUGCUUCAAGUUCUUUCCCAGCGCCGCCAGUGUGGCCAAACACCAGGCAGCUGAGCACCAAGGCUCGGCAUCAUCAACGUUGCAUUGUCCCUACUGCCCGGCUGUGUUGGGCGGGGAGGAGGAGAUGCAAGAGCACAUCAGCAGCCAGCACAUCAGCCAGAGCAGCGAAGCAUGCAGCUGCUCCCUCUGCUCCCUGGUCUGCUCUUCCCAGCUGGAGCUGCAGGAGCACCUGCUCUCCUGCCACAUGGAGGCACAGGAGGAGCAGGGGGCCGGAGAGGGGCAGGCCUCCACCUCGCGCACAGUGAUUUCAGCAGAUCCAACAGGCAGUGAAGGGGCGGAGUCAAUCAUGUCUGAGGAGCAGGCACAGCUGGCAGCAGCCCAGCAGGUGUUUGUGGCUCUGGCAGGUGAAAGAGAGGGCGGAUCAUCAGCGGAGGUGGUGGAGGUCAACAUGUUUGAACUGCUGAACAGCUCAGUCACCUUCAUCUGUGAGGACAAACCGCCACAUCCUGACUCCUAAAGGGUUAACUUUGACCCUCGGCGGAUCACUCUGGACAGUUUUAUGGUUAUUGUCUCCUCUGAUCAUUAAUCCGACAACACGGGCUAAUUCAGACAUAAUUCACAAGCCAUGGACUCUUUGUGUUUGUGACUCAUGUUUAGUCCACCACAGUAUUCUCUCUGGUAGAGUUCUGCAGUUCUAAUAACUGUGGUGAAUGUGUGGUUCACUUUAGUUUAUGUACAGGAACCCAGCUUAUGAGAGUCGCCCCAGAAGAGCACGGAAAGUCAAAACCAAACACAAAAGCAUAAACACAAACUAAACACAAACAUGACCUUCCUCAGGCAGCCUUGUCUGUUCCUACUUCAGUUACUACAUUUCCCAGAAAACAACCCGUUAGAGACAGAAUGUGGACUAUUUGUUAAAGCUGGAGGUCAGGCCAUCAGCCGAGUGUGGAAGUUCCUGACCUUGGAAACAUUUUUGGGAAAAUGUUACUGCAACAGGAUAUUUAAUAGCUGUGGAUUCAUCCACAUUUGGUGCUUUAGUAUUUAUUUAUGGUUUAUUUUUUAUUAGGGACUGAUACAUUUUAACAUAGAAAAACAGAAAACAGCAAUCCCCAAUGUGUGUACCAUAGUGUUUUUAGCAGUUGCUAAUUUGCAACACCCGGGCUAUUAAUGAAAUAAGUGAUUCCCUACCAGGGCUACUUCUGCAGUUACGGGGUGGGGUGGGGCGCAGCUGAUUUGAUCAUAUAAAUGAUUAAUGUGACACUGAUCUUUAUAAUUAUUCUCACAGUACCAACUGUGGUAGUCUGCACUAGACAGGCCUCAGUUUUCCACCAACCUGAGUCAGCUGGAAGUUGAUUAAGACUUCAGAAAAACUGGUCAAAAAAAAAGAUACCUAUAGGAUUUUGCUGACAAUAAGAAAAAAACUAGAAUAUUGGGAACCUUAACCUUUAAAAUGACGACGCUAGACCAGACACAAAGGUUACCUGUGGCCGCAUUGCAUUCUGGGUUAUUCUCUUCUAGUGUAGGUAUAGAAACCGGUAUCACUUGUGUGAUUGUUGAAUAUCAGUGAAAAUCACAGCUCGGUGAACUUAUUUCUCCUCUUACACCUACAGCUCUCUGCGGCCUGUGACACAUCUCUCCAUGUGUAGCUGUCUACAUCUGUUUGUGCAGUUUACCAGGAACAUUAACAUCGAAACAUAUACACAAGUGCAGAAAUAGUUUAUCACCAGUAGAAAUGUGACGUUGAAGGAAUAAAAUCAAAUAAAACAAA